CUCGAACAGUGUUGCAUAGCGAGCAGCGCAAAAGAAAACUAAAACAAAAACAAAAAAACAAAUAAAAACUGUGCAGUUUCUACAAAACAAGUUAAUCGACGUAUUAUAAUUGUAACAAUUACAACGCAGUGCUUUCUUAAAGUUGUGUGAAUAAUUUAUAAAAAAAAAAAAAAUAGUCUGCGGUUGCCGCAAACGAAAAUGCGUCAUACUUGAAAUUUUGCAUACGCUGCGUUAUUAAAAUAUCACCAAAUCAACAUUAUGCAGGAACAACAACAACAACAAUUAUGUGUAUUAUUUCUUUUGACGAUUUCAUUAUGCUGCAUUGCGUUGACAAAGGCGAAUUCACUGAGCUUUCGCGAGGAGGAUUUAGGUGUCGCCCUGACCAACACUACAUCGGAUGAGUUCGGCAGUUCCAUGGAGCAACCUCUGAGAAGACCAAGCGUUUCAGAUUUCGACGAGGAUGAUGACAACGAGGAUGAUUAUCUGUAUGCCAAUGGAGUGGAGAGUGGAGAUUCACAUGACUGGGAUGUGUUGAUAUUCACACAACAGUGGCCGGUGACCACCUGUUACCACUGGAGGGAGCAGGAUCCCUCGCACGAGUGCCUCUUGCCACAGAAAAAGGAAUUCUGGACCAUACACGGCAUUUGGCCGACAAAACUCGAACAAUUUGGUCCAAAUUUCUGCAACAAAUCGGCGGAAUUUAAUCCGGAUCAAUUGCAGGCAAUACUGGAGAGAAUGAACACAUAUUGGCCGGACUUGGAAGGUGCCGCCUCCGAGGAUUGGCUGUGGAAACACGAGUGGCUUAAACAUGGCACAUGUGCCGCUCUUCUGGCCGAAUUAGAUGAUGAACUGAAGUAUUUUGGCCAGGGUUUGAAGUGGCGCGAGAAAUUUAUAAUGUCACGUUUAUUGGAUGAUGCUGGCAUACAUCCGGAUUCCAAUAGCACGGUGAUUGCCCUGAACAAUGCUAUUGUGCGUGGUCUGGGCAAGAAUCCCUCAAUACACUGUCUUUAUGAUGGCAAACAUGGCAUUAGCUAUUUAUCCGAAAUACGCAUUUGCUUCAAUAAAUCAUUGGAGCUGAUUGAUUGCGAUGGUGUCAAGCAUGCUGAUCUGGUGGCCAUUAACUAUCCUGGUGGCACUGUCAACACCAAUUGUCAUAUCGGCAGUCCGGUGCAUUAUCCCAGUCUGGUGCCGCCUUUGCAACGCAAGGAGGAAUGGAAGUUUCCACUGGUCAACGUCUACAAGCUGCUGCAAUUCCUCAUGUGGUUCACAUUGUAAAAGUUGAAAGACAGCGACAGCGACGGCGACUCUCAAUUCUCUACAUCAUUCUAUAUUUUGUAGCCUCUUUUCACUACACAAAAUGUGUACAUUUUUCUACCUUUUAAAAUUUACUUUGCUUUAUUUUUAAUUUCAAAUCGUAAGGCAAGCAAUGUAAAAAUUUUAAUAAUUUAAAAAACUGCAAUGUUACAUAUUUUUUCUAGUGGAAAGAUGUUAACUAUAGCUUCUUUUA
Drosophila innubila is the source of this 1507-nucleotide messenger RNA. It is a transcript of the gene RNaseX25, whose product is annotated as ribonuclease Oy. The record is from RefSeq and is a predicted model, not a curated record. Gene Ontology annotation, cellular component: extracellular region. NCBI's taxonomy places the organism in Eukaryota, Metazoa, Arthropoda, Insecta, Diptera, Drosophilidae. The coding region runs from base 259 to 1275 and encodes 338 amino acids. Gene Ontology annotation, molecular function: ribonuclease T2 activity; RNA binding. The transcript is spliced from 2 exons. Gene Ontology annotation, biological process: RNA catabolic process.